Bursaphelenchus okinawaensis is the source of this 1789-nucleotide messenger RNA. NCBI's taxonomy places the organism in Eukaryota, Metazoa, Nematoda, Chromadorea, Rhabditida, Aphelenchoididae. The record is from the annotation of a GenBank genome assembly.
AUGAACAAAAAGCCCAAAGUCUUUGAAAAAACGAUUGGAAAUCGCUUAAUUUACACCAAAAUCAACGGAGAUGCUCUAGAAAUUCCCAAAAGUGUCCCAAAGGAAUGGUACAAGUUCCAGCCACCGAAUUUACCAGUAAUUAGACCUCACCAAUGGCCAGAGGUAUUAUCAACUGAUAAGGAAAAGGAGUGUCAUUAUAUGUAAGUAUUUGUGUUACAUAAGAUAUAAGGUGAUAGUAUUUGUGUUUACAAGUGACAACAUGGCCUGAUUUUUUACAGACUGUAAAUUACAGUAGCUAAACUUAUCCAAAACUUUUUUUACGCAAGCCAAAAAGUAAAGUAAAAAUUUUAGUGCGAAGUACCAUGGAGAACCAUCACCAAUGGGGCCAAACAUCUAUGGCGGACUAAUUUAUGCCCAAGCAUUGGCAGUAGCUCAAAAAGAAGUUGACGAGGAAUUUUGGCCAACCAGCUUUCAUGGCUUAUAUGUUGGACCAUGUAAGUAAUGCCAAUAUAGUGAAAUUUUUUUUUUCAGUUUUUUAACAUUCGACUUUCAGCUAAUACUCAAAAACCUAUGAACUAUGUGGUGAAACGUCUUCGAGAUGGAAAAUCUUUCUCGGCACGGUAUGUAGAAGGAUUACAAGAUGCUAAAGUGGUUUUUUCUGCGUUGGGAAACUUUUAUAAAGUAAGUUUUGAUAAGAUAUAAAAAAAUAAUUUAUGCUCUCAUUGACAUGUAAUAUGGUAUGCCAGAGUAUGAUAGGGUAGCGCGUGGUAGGGUGGAUUGGAUCUUUACAAUAUCGUGGAAAAGCUUUAUAAAAUCAAAUUCUCGCGCGUAUUUUACCUAAGCUACUAAAAUUUUACAGCCAUACGACCCAAGUAUGAUUCAUACAACUAAAAUGCCCGAUGUACCAAAGCCAGAAGAGUGCCAUGAAAUGUACGCAUUCAUCAAUGAUUCACUAGAAAGACAUGAAAAUGGUCAAGAAGUAUUGAAAGAUAGAAUCGUUCAACAUUUACAAAGGCGGUAUUUUGACAAGGAGACCAAUACUGUUGAGGUAAAUUUUAAAAUAUCUAAAUCUUAUAGUGUUUAAAAUAACAACAUUCUGUUUUAAAUUUUGAAUUUUAAUUUUUUGUUCAAUAAAAAUAUUAUUUUAGUUCAGAUUUGUCAACCCUCGGCGUUACUUCUUCCUAGAUUCCUACAAAAACGUGCCAGUUCAGUACUGGUUCAGAUCAAAAUUGCCGUUAAAUGACCCAAAGCUACCAAAGAUUAUUCACCAAAUUGUGAUCAGUUAUGUGGCUGAUCAAUGUAUGGCAUCGGGGAAUGUCGGACCACAUUUAAGCCACGGCCACGAUGCUGCAGCGGCUACAAGUUUGGACCACACAAUUUGGUUCCACAAUUUUGACUUUAGGGCUGAUGAGUGGGUUCUUAUUAGUGCUCAGAGUCCUAGUGCUGGUGAGUAAUACUAUAUACGAAGAUUAAUCCUACCAAACCGUACCCUACAUUAAGCAAUCCUGCCCUUCAUUAACUAACCGCUAUUCCCCUAUCCUAUAACAUUAAGCAAUCAUAGAAUUCCUUAUCCUACCCUUCAUUAGCUCCCCGCUAUUGCCCUAGCCUACUUUAAUGUAACCUUUAUCCUACACUACAGUACUCUAGUCUGCCCCAUUAUUCACCAAAUAUUAUUUUAGACAGUGGUACAGCCUUUGGCCAUUGCUCGAUCUGGAGCCACGAUGGAAAGUUCAUUGCUUCCGGAGGUCAAGAAAGUAUGGCCAGAUUCAAAACCAUGUCCAAAUUGUAA